Molecule: messenger RNA, 1011 nt
Organism: Cordyceps militaris CM01
Lineage: Eukaryota; Fungi; Ascomycota; Sordariomycetes; Hypocreales; Cordycipitaceae
Product: streptomycin adenylyltransferase, putative
Exons: 2
Coding region: 1-1011 (336 amino acids)
Source: RefSeq, a predicted model, not a curated record
AUGGCUUGUUCUGCAAUAGUGAUAGGUGACUGUUGUGCAAUGGUGGAAAAAGCGAAUAUCGAAGCUGUUCAUUCCUGUCUCUCAGCCUUCAGCCUCGAGUUCGUUGGCCAACAAGUCCGCUACUAUUGGCGUGGCGUGGCGUGGGCGUUCCAAGCGCCGCUUCACCAAGGAACAUCAGCCCUGUUGCAAUUGCACGUCAUCAUGGACGCAGCGUCAGAAGAGUAUUUGCACAACCUGAGCGACAGAAUCUCACGAGCGCUUGAAGGGAACUUGACGGCAAUCUAUCUCCAUGGCUCUGCAGUGCUUCGCGGGUACAACCGCCGAUGGAGUGACCUUGAGGUGCUGGUCGUGGUACCGAGCCAGACGACACUGGCACAGAGAGCAGCAGUGGCUGAGACGGUGAGCGAGAAAGCGCUGCCGUGUCCGGCGACCGGACUUGAAAUCAGCAUCGUCACGGAAAGCGCAACUGCAAAUCCAGAUACGGCUGCACCGGCGUUUGAGCUACAUAUGACGACGGCAGCCUCGAACAGCAAGAUUGUCGAGGGCCGGGGCCACGACGGCGGCCCAGACCUCCUUAUUCAUUUUGCCGUGUGCAGAGCCAAGGGGAGAAUUCUGGCGAACUUUGCAGCACCAAAGAUGAGGGUAGACGUGUUUGGCGCUGUACCAAGGAAGCGCAUCAUCGCUCAGCUACAGGACGAGCUGCGAAGGGCGACGAGCGAGGGACCGCAACAUUACGCCGUGUUGAAUGCGAGCAGAGCAUGGAUGUAUGCGGGGACACGACAACUCGUGAGCAAAGCCAAAGGAGGACAGUGGGCAAUGUCGAGGCUACAACGCGAUGAGCGGAUUCCAGACCAAGGCAACAAGAUGACGCUCAUCGAGCGGGCGCUGGCGAGGCAAACAGGCGACGAGGCGGUUAUUAUGGUGGCGGAUGAUGUGAAGCGAUACGUCGACUUUGUGUUGCAAGCAUUGGAGCUAGCCGGAGAUGCGGAAGCGAAUCGACAAAGACGAUGA